Pangasianodon hypophthalmus (striped catfish) is the source of this 5493-nucleotide messenger RNA. RefSeq names its product exportin, tRNA (nuclear export receptor for tRNAs) (gene xpot). Gene Ontology annotation, cellular component: nuclear pore; cytoplasm; nuclear matrix. NCBI's taxonomy places the organism in Eukaryota, Metazoa, Chordata, Actinopteri, Siluriformes, Pangasiidae. Gene Ontology annotation, biological process: tRNA re-export from nucleus. Bases 229 to 3147 code for a protein of 972 amino acids. Gene Ontology annotation, molecular function: small GTPase binding; tRNA binding. The record is from RefSeq and is a predicted model, not a curated record. The transcript is spliced from 25 exons.
CCCGGGUGCAGAGUGAUGACGCCAGCAGCAGCACUUCCGCUCCGCUGUUUCGACACGCUGUAGCCGCACGAGCGCCAGACGUUGCAUUCGUUAGUGUUGACAAUUCGGGCUUUUUAACGGGAGUUACCGGAACACAAUGGCGCCCUGAGGUCGGGAAUAAGAUGCGUGAAGCCUGUGUUUGCCUGGAAGACUGGAGAGAUCCUGUAGUGGAAAGGAGCUAACCCACACAUGGCCUGCGAGUCGGCUUUCCCCGCCAUCAUGGACGAGCAGGCCCUCAUGGGACUGAACCCCAACGCUGAUGCCUGCUACCGGCAGCGAGCAUUGGCAUAUUUUGAGCAGCUGAAAGAAUCUCAGGACGGAUGGGAGGUGUGUGCUGAAGCGUUGGCUAAAGGCAUCUACAGUGAUGACCAUGUGAAGUUCUUCUGUUUUCAAGUUCUGGAGCAUCAGAUCAAAUACAGGCAUGCGAGACUCACUGGAGCCCAGCAGCAGCUUAUUAGAGAGACUUUGAUGAAAUGGCUUCAGUUGCAGUUGAUGAGCGCACAGCCUGAGAAGCCGUUCAUCAAGAACAAGGCUGCGCAGGUGUUUGCGCUCACCUUUGUCAUGGAGUACCUGACGCUGUGGCCCAAGUUCUUCUUUGACGUGCUCUCGCUGGUGGGCCUGAACCCGCAUGGCCUGGACAUCUAUCUGCGCACGCUCAUGGCCAUCGACGCCGAGGUGGUGGACAGGGACAUCUUGCACUCCCCAGAGGAGACGCGCAGGAACACACUGAUUAAGGACAGCAUGAGAGAGACAUGUAUCCCAGCCCUGGUAGAGUCGUGGUAUCAGAUCCUGCAGACGUAUCAGAGCAGACACAGUGAGCUCACGUGCCAGUGCCUGGAGGUAGUCGGUGCAUAUGUGUCCUGGAUCGACCUCAACCUCAUCGCCAACGACAGGUUUGUGAAUCUGCUGUUGAGUCACAUGUCAGUGGAGGAGCUGAGAGAGGAGGCAUGCGAUUGUCUGUUCGAGAUCGUUAAUAAGGGCAUGGACCCGGUGGACAAAACCAAACUGGUGGAGUCUCUGUCUCAAGUCCUGCAAAACGCAGGCUUCUUCAACGUGAAGCAGGAGGAGGACGUGGACUUCCUGGCUAAGUUCUCGCGCCUGAUGAACGGAAUGGGUCAGGCUCUGGUGUUAAGCUGGACCAAACUCACUAAAACGGGAGACAUGAAGGUCGCAGCAGAAACCCUGCAGGCUCUGGAGGCCAAGAUCCCACUCAUGCUGCAGCUGCUUAUGCAUGAGGAUGAUGACAUUUCUGCUAAUAUAGUGGGCUUCUGUUACGACUACUUGCAUGUACUCAAACAGCUUCCUCUCCUUACUGAUCAGCAGAAGAGUAAUAUUGAGGCCAUCAUGCUGGCUGUUAUGAAAAAACUGACAUAUGACGAUGAGUACAACUUUGAAAACGAGGGUGAAGAUGAGGCGAUGUUUGUGGAGUACAGGAAGCAGCUGAAGAUGCUGCUGGACCGUCUGGCUCAGGUCUCUCCUGAGCUCUUACUGGAAUCUGUGCAUAGAGUCUUCACCAGCACCAUGCAGAGCUGGCAAACCGCCCGGUUCAUGGAGGUGGAGGUGGCGAUCCGCUUGUUUUACAUGUUGGGAGAAGCACUGCCUGCAUCACACGGAGCUCAUUUUAGCGGUGAUGCCGCGAAAGCCAGCACUCUACAGGACAUGAUGAGGACGCUCCUCUCUAGCGGCGUAAGCGAGUACCAGCACACCUCUGUCACACUGGAGUUCUUUGAGACUGUUGUUCGCUAUGAUAAGUUCUUCAUCGUGGAACCUCAGCACAUUCCAGUCGUCCUGAUGGCGUUUCUGGAUCAUCGUGGCCUGAGGCACAGCAGUCCGAAGGUGCGCAGCAGAGUGGCUUACCUUUUCUCCAGAUUCAUCAAAACGUUACAUAAACACAUGAAUGCCUACAUCGAAGACAUCCUGAGCCGAAUACAGGACCUUCUGGCGUUAACUCCUCCUGAAAACGGUUUCCCUGCGCUCCUGAGCAGCGAUGAUCAGCUGUUCAUGUUCGAGACGGCCGGUGUUCUGAUCGUGAACGGCGAGAGCCCGGCUGACAGGAAACAGGUGCUAAUGCGCAGUCUGCUCACGCCGCUCAUGGAGGGCUUCCGCCUGCUGCUAGCCAAACUCACACAGGAGAGCGACGAGGAGAGACAGACUGCCCUCGCUGACUGCCUCAGUCACGCCGUGGGCUUUGCCAGCCGCACCAGCAAGGCGUUCAGUAAUAAGCAGACAGUGAAGCUGUGCGGCUGCUCUGAGGUCUAUCUGGACUGUCUGCAGACGUUCCUGCCCGCGCUGAGCUGUCCUGUCCAGCGGGGCAUGUUGCGCAGCGCCGUACGCUCCUUCCUCCACCGCAUGAUCAUCUGCCUGGAGGAGGAGGUCCUGCCUUUCAUCCCCAGCGCCAGCGAGCACAUGCUGAAGGAUUGUGAGCCCAAGGACCUGCAGGAGUUCAUCCCUCUCAUCAGCCAGAUCACAGCCAAGUUUAAGUGUCAGGUGUCUCCGUUCUUGCAGCAAGUCUUCAUGCCAUUGGUUCUGGCCAUUUUUGAAGUAUUGUCUCGGCCAGCAGAAGAGAACGACCAGACCGCAGCGCUGGAGAAGCAGAUGCUGAGGAGGAGCUACUUCAGCUUCAUUCAGACCAUCGCCAGCAGCGGUAUGAAUGAGGUCAUGGCCAAUCAGGGUGCUGAAAAUGUAGAGCGUGUGCUGUUCACCAUUAUUCAGGGAGCAGUGGACUUUCCUGAUCCUGUCGCCCAGAAGACCUGUUUCAUAAUCCUCUCCAGACUAGUGGAGCUCUGGGGAGGUAAAGAUGGUUUAGUUGGGUUUCCAGACUUCAUUUACAAACACAUUCUCCCAGCGUGCUUCCUGGCUCCUCUCAAACCGACCUUCGACCUGUCCGAUGCUCAGACUGUCCUGACCUUGUCCGAGUGUACUCUGACGCUGAAAAUGAUUCAUCUCAAGAGGGGGCCGGAGUUUAUUCAGUUUCUGCAGCAGGAGUACCUGCCCUCUCUGCAAGUCUCACCUGAGAUCACACAGGAACUCUGUCAAGUGCUUCAGCAGCCUGACACCAAGGUUCUGAAAAACUACAUGAAGGCUUUCUUUCAGCAAGCCAAGCUGUAAAACUACGACGAGUUCAAGACAGUACAACAAAAGGACCGAGCUUAGUAUAGAAGCUGCUUUUGCACUUAAAGGGAGAAGCUUAACUGUGGCCGUCUCCGCUCCAGAGGGGAAACAUGGUGCCGAUUACAGGACUGUGGUGAGGACGAGCUCCCACCGAACCAAUCAGAGUCGUACUCUCCACCUGGGGACGGACGUCUGUGAUUGGCCAACCGGAUAAGGCAGAGAGCUAACAGUAGACCGCAGGAUGGGAUUUUGAAGAGAGAAAUUUUGUUCUGAACAAGAAAAAAAAAAUAUUUUGGCGCUUAAAAAUAUGAACUAUGAUUACAGUAAUAUUUUGUAUUUGUGAGCGCGCUUUCAUGGUUUAACAAAUAUGUAGGGAUUAAAUGCAAACCUGUAGAUCAUUUCAAGAGGUGAUAUAUUUGAGCAGUUGAAACGAGGUUUCUGUAACGAAUUAGCAGAAAAGGGGAGCCAUGCUGUGAUGAUUUUAUUUAAUGAAUUUGAUUUUCGUUUUUUAAUGUCAUGGAAUAGGAGCAUUUUGUUUUUAUUUUGAAGUGACUAGGAAUAUGAAAGUGCUCUUCUAGAUAUGAAACAUUCUGAUGUGAACAGUUAAAUAUUUGGAUUUAUUUUUUUUCCCUCCCUUCAUGGCGUAUUAAAUGCAGAGUGCCCCAUUUGAAUUGUACAGUGCAUCACUGACCUGUUUUAUUGCAGUUCCCUGGCAUCUUCCCUGAAUGCAGAAACACUGACGAACAGCAUGUUCAGGUUAAUUCAUCAAUGCCUGCAAUCCUGCCCACUUUCAGCUUUCAUACUGAGGAAUUAUGCAAUGUCUGCUUUCACAGUGUUUAAAGUGUCCAUUUUUACAUCAACGAGAGCUGAGCUGGUGUGUCUGGUUAUUCAUGGUGAUGUUUCAGCUGCUGUAAAGUGACAUGUCAGUGUUAUAUUUUUUGUAAGUAAAAUUAGACCUCUAUAAUCUUUUUUUUUGCAAAGUAAAUAACCAAGAGUUUGUGGUUAACAUCGAGUUGCACAGUCUGCAUGCUGCAGGUUGCAUGUUGAAAUUGCACAAUAGUUAAAAUGCGAUCAAAUGAAAAGAAAAAAACGGUCGCCCUAAUGUCAGGAGAGCUCAAGUUCGAAUUCCAGCGAUUCUGGGGGCCAAGAGAACAAAACUGGCUAUUCUGUCUGAGAGGGAGGGGCAUACUAUCUCUCGCUCCCCUGUCAAAGAAAGUCAACGUGGGCGUCUGGGUGCUCAAGUAUGUGGAAGAGGGCAGAUAGCGCUUUUCUAAGUGUGUGUUAUGCCGCCACGUGACACAGCCUGAGCAGCAGUUCGAAAAAAAAAUGCGUUUGCCUGGCCUCAUGUGUCUCUGAGGAAGCACACUAGCCUUCACCCUCCCUGUUGUUAGCUUCAGUUUUGAUAGUCGAGAGCUGAAUGGUGGAUAGGAAUUGGCCAAAUUGGUGAGAAAAGGGGAAAAAAAAACAAGGCUUAAAAAAAGAUGAUCGCUAUUACAUUAUUUUCACAGUGGUUUAAUACAAUAUUAGGACUAAGGGGCAAUUUGAAUAAAAACAUGCAAUUUGCAAAUUGUUAAUAAUGGCUGUUUGUGUUUAAUUAGUUCACUGUAAUUAGACAGCUUUUCAAAUCCUGGCUUUGUAAGUCCACUUUAAGUUGUAUAGGUAGCAUAACAAAACUAACAAAACGUAAAUCAUAAGUGGUUCUGGCAGGAAGUGAAUACAAUCCUGAAGGUGCAGUGAGAAUCUCUAACAUGAAGUUGAGCUCCUCUGAUAUACAAAUGUAGCGAUGAAAUAUGUGGUGUACAAUGAGAACAUGUUCUGUUCAAACUUAGUUAAUACUUAAUGGUUUGAAGUUUGUUUUCUUUCUACUUAGCAAGUAGGACCUGAGAGAUGCAAAACAGCAAUGCACAGCAGUCUGUACUGUAUAAUUAACCACUCAUUUCUUGGUAUAAUUUUGAAGUGAAUUGAUUUUCAAUUAUGUACAUGUCAAACACUGUAUGAAUUUCAUUCCCUCUGGAAGCUUUUAUAGCCACAGGGCACAAGACACAAUCUGGGUUAUCAAAUUUCACUGAGCAGCUCUGCUGAUAUCGUUCCUGACAGCUCCCUGUAGAUCAGUUAAAAAAAAUUUACAUUUUCCAGUAGUUUUUCAGAACUUCUGUCACCUAAACAUUUAAACAGAUACUGAACUGUUACCAGCUCCUAAAAACUAGCAUUAUGCCAAAUGAAUGCAAAGAUAUAAAUUCAAUUUUGUUUCAGACAAUUCUCUGCCUACACUUAUUUUUGAUAUCCCUUCAGGUCCUUGUCCCUACAUUUGUCACUACCAAUAAAGUGUAUCUAAUAAUGUAA